UAUUUGCUCAAUGUCCGGUCCUUAUCCACAACCUCCUCCCUCUUCCUCCAUUCCGACAAUCCCAUCGUCUUCCCCUCCUCUCUCUCUCUCUCUCUCUCUCUCUCUCUCUCAGUUCACUCCUACUCCCUCCGUCCUUCGUUUAUCAUCAUCAUAAUAAUAUAAAAAGAAGCCCCAGAAGAAAAACAAAUCCACAGACUCUGCGAAGCUCAUGGCCUCGUCCUUCUCUACCGCCGCGCCCGCGCGCUCCAUCUUCCGGUCAUCCCUAAACCCCCCAAAAACCCUCUUGUCUGCCUCAGCUUCUCUUUUCUGGGCAGCUUCAUGUCAGGGGGGCUGGGGGAAAUGCUGCCAGAGCGGCUUCAGUGCUGCCGCGAAUUACGCGAGGCUUCAGGACCACCCCGCGCUCAGAAUUUCCGUAGCCAAGCCCUUAACUUUCAGACGGUCGCUGCAGCAGCAAAAGAGAGCAGGAUUUGUCAGGUGCGCGACUAUCGAAGAAAUCGAAGCUGAGAAAUCGAUGAUUGAGAAAGAUGUUAAACAAAGGAUGGAGAAGACCAUUGAGACAGUCCGGUCGAACUUCAAUUCUAUUAGAACAGGCAGAUCAAAUCCCGCCAUGCUAGAUAAAGUUGAGGUGGAUUACUAUGGCACUCCGGUUAGUUUGAAGAGCAUUGCUCAAAUCAGUACCCCUGAUGCAAGUUCUCUGAUGGUUCAGCCGUAUGAUAAAUCCAGCUUAAAGGCAAUAGAGAAGGCCAUAGUUGGCUCUGAUCUUGGUAUGACUCCUAAUAAUGAUGGUGAGGUGAUACGCUUGACACUCCCUCAACUGACAACUGAAAGGCGCAAGGAAUUAUCGAAACUUGUGGCAAAACAGGCUGAAGAAGGGAAGGUGGCAUUGAGGAAUAUAAGAAGAGAUGCAUUAAAAGCGUAUGAAAAGCUAGAGAAGGAGAAAAAACUAUCAGAAGACAAUGUCAAAGAUUUGUCAAGUGAUCUGCAGAAAUUGACGGAUGAAUACAUGAAGAAAAUUGACUCUGUUUACAAGCAGAAAGAGAAGGAACUGUUGACAGUAUAGAAAGUGCAGAUCUUAGUGGUAAGUUUCCUUUAUGGAUGCCCUUCAUACCCAGAACAGCCAUUUAAAUUGUCGAUAGUUGAAGAUAUGUGUCUGUUAAUAUGCCUCGGAAUUAGCAUUUUCCCUGAAAUGAGAAGAGAUUGUUACCAGUCAACCUUUAUGUGGGCUAUUUAUGGAAUCUUUUUGUAUAGGCUAGCAUUUCAACCAGUUGACUGAAUGUGCCAUGAUAUAUUUGGUUGCUUUUCUGCUGCUUCAUCUGCGAUUGCAUUGCAAUGCGUUCAUGCUUAGGUAUGGCAAAUGUCGCACGAGAUUGGUCUUUCCGGAUUAUUUAGGUUCAGUUCAUCUUUUGGUUGCGAGAUGUACAUUGGAAUGAAAUGGAAUGACUUAUCUUA
Messenger RNA from Punica granatum (pomegranate), 1449 nucleotides. The record is from RefSeq and is a predicted model, not a curated record. NCBI's taxonomy places the organism in Eukaryota, Viridiplantae, Streptophyta, Magnoliopsida, Myrtales, Lythraceae.